Molecule: messenger RNA, 3664 nt
Organism: Pantherophis guttatus
Lineage: Eukaryota; Metazoa; Chordata; Lepidosauria; Squamata; Colubridae
Gene: METTL26
Product: methyltransferase like 26
Source: RefSeq, a predicted model, not a curated record
GGCUUGGAGCAGCCGGCUCCCCAAACCCAGAGUGGUGGUCGUGGGAAUAGCGGGAGCCGGCCGCGACCCCGCCGGUUCAAGAGCUCCGCUAGCCAAGAUGAUGAACCGAGGCUUCGGCUCGGCGGCCGAUCGCAACAAGGAGCCCAUCCUGGCCGUCCUGCGGGGUUACGUGGGAAGCAGCCGGUCCCGCGUGGAGGCCCUGGAGGUGGCCUCGGGCUGCGGGCUCCACGCGGCGCAUUUCGCCCAAGCGCUGCCCAACGUGGAGUGGCAGCCUUCCGACGUGGAUCCCCAAGCCCUGGCCAGCAUCUCAUCGUUUAUCCAAACUCUCCACCUCUCAAAUGUCAAACCGCCCAUCUACCUGGACUCCUCUCAGAGCUGGGAGACCUGGGGAGGUCUGCGUCCAAAUUCUUUGGAUCUCAUUGUCAACAUCAACAUGAUUCACAUCUCAGAAAUGAGGUGCACCCAGGGCUUGUUCCAGGGAGCCGGGAAACUACUCAAACCCAAAGCAGUGAUGAUCACCUACGGACCCUACGCGGUGAAUGGUUCCAUCACUCCACAGAGCAACGUGGAUUUUGAUUACAGGUUGAGGCGGAGCAAUCCAUCUUGGGGACUCAGGGACACAGCUGUCCUGCAACAGCUUGCUGAGGCCAACGGGAUGCAGCUGGAAAACAUGGUCGACAUGCCGGCAAACAACAAGUGCCUCGUUUUCCGCAAACACUAAGUCGCCGGACUGCUGUCUCCAAUGAGAGAAGUUCAUGGACCACUUCAAGAUGCGGCGGAUGUCUUCUUCUCCUUCUGCAGGAUUCCUUCCGCUUCUCUUCCUGCUGAGCUCUGCUUCUUGACACAUCCAUGAGGAAGUCCUUAUGAGGUGGUGGGACAAGUGCCAUAAUUAAUUCAUAGCUGUAAACUUUGCGGAAGAAACUGUGGUCCAGCAGAGAUGGUCGGUCAUGUUGCUCUUGACUUCUUUUGGUGGAGAGAUAGGGUGUUCAUGCCCCUUUGGAGUUGAGGGCUAGAUGCUUGCAUCUUUGGACAAAGGAAAGAUCGGGGACCACUGUUGUCCAUGCAAUGGCUUGACCAGUGUGGUCGUGUACUUAUCUGCCUUGGACAUAAUGCUUCAGAAUUAGUUUUGACUUCCCAGGUUGUGGCACUCGCAUCACAAAAUUUAGAGGCACCCCCUUCAGCCUCAAGAAACAGGGUAUGUUCCCAGGGUACAUUAAACAAACUCAGUUAACAGGACCCUCUCUCUAAUUAAACCUUUGGCUGCCAGCUGCGUGGCGGCUUGGUGGUCCUCCAUAACAACUGCCAGUUUGGUUGGAUUCGGAACGCUGCUCCUAUAACCAAGGUUUGAAAUCCUGGGGUUUCAAAUUCAGGAUGCCUUAAACGUCUGUGGGUUUUGAUUUGGAAAAUAUGGCAAGCCACAAAUCCAGGGGUGAAAUGCUCCCGGUUCGGACCGUAUCGCCCGAUCCGGUAGCGAUGGCGGCGGGUGGUUCGGAGAACCGGUAGCAAAAGUCCCUGCGCCCCCCCCUCGGCCGAAGAGGUUGCAGAAAAAAAAAUGCUUUUAAAAGCCUCUGCCGAUCAGGCAACUCAGCUGGGAUCGUCAGAGGCUUUUCAAAGCAUUUUUUUACCACCUCUUUGGCUGAAGAGGUUGUAGGAAAAAAUGCUUUAAAAAUAAAAUUAAAAAAAGCCUCUGAUGAGGUAGGCGGGGUAAGUGAGCGGUGACCGAGCUGGGGACCAGUUCGGGGGCGUGGCCAGCCAAUGUUAUUACCGGUUCUCAGAACUUCUACAAAUUUUUACUACCGGUUCCUGCAAACCGGUGCGAACCGGGAGCAACCCAUCACUGCCCUUGUCCUCCUGCCAUGAAAUUUUGGUAGGGGACUUCCCCCCCUCACACACACUUCUUCCUAAUUACAAAGAUGAUAUUACAUCAGGCCAACACUUAAUUAAACCUCAGAACUAGUGAACCAGAGGUGGUAUUAAGCCGGUCCAAUCGUGGAAAUCGUGGGUGGGCCCGCACCUCGGCUCUAUGCCAUCCUAUUUAAGCAUGUUUUUGAGGCCAGGAGCAUGCAUGGAAGGCUGGAGCGUGCGCGGACCGGGCGCAUGCGUGCAUGAAGCAAGUGUGUGCGUUGCAAACUGGUAGUAACAUAAUAUGAAACCCUCCACUAGGUGAACCUCGAUAUUUCAUGCUGUUGGUACAAUUUAAAACAAUGUCUAUCUUGGUUACCUUUGAGGAGAUGAGGACUUCAAGAUUCCCCCAUGUUUAAAUCUUUAAAACCAUGAGCCUGAUGUUGAACCAGCGCAUGACGCAUUAGAUGAAUCGCAAUGCUCUCAAGUUCCUUUAAUGCAAACAUCUGGCUUGCAAGUUUGGGCAGCCUGGAGGUUUGAGCAUCCUUCUGCGUGAAUAUUUCCUUUCCUGUUAGAACACCCGCGAGAAAGACAGGGCUGGUUUCGACCAACCGUCUGUCUAGAUGUGUUGGAGUGCAGUUGAUUUUCAGAUUUUUGUCUUGUAAUCCAGUAGAUCUGGAUGGCUGUUUUUUUUUUUUUUUUUAAAUCUUGUCCCAGUUUUCUGCAGGGAUGAGAAGUUGGUUGGUUUGCUUUCAAACAUGGCAAAUUGCACACCGCUUCACGUGUGAAGAGGGAUAACUUCCAAACUUUUUUUGCUCGCAUAACCAGAGGUGGAAUUCAGCUGGCCCCGCCCACCCGCCUCCGGCCCAGUGGUGAAAUCCAAAUAUUUUUACUACUGGUUCUGUGGACAUGGCUUGGUGGGCGUGGCUUGGUGGGCUUGGCGGGCUUGGCAGGGAAAGGAUACUGCAAAAUCUCCCAUUUCCACCCCACUCCAGGGGAAGGAGUCUGCAAAAUCCCCAUUCCCUCCCCACUCCUGGGGGAAGGAUACUGCAAAAUCCCCUUUCCCUCCCCACUCCUGGGGGAAGGAUAUUGCAAAAUCUCCAUUCUCUCCCCACUCUGGGGCCAGCAGAGGUGGUAUUUGCUGGUUCUCCAAACUGCUCAAAAUUUCCGCUACCGGUUCUCCAGAACCUGUCAGAACCUGCUGAAUUUCACCCCUGCUCCGCCCUAUCUUGUCCUUCCUGCUUUCUAGCUCAUCUCAAUUGCGCGGCACAGCUGAUUCCACUCCUCUCUUCUACUUACCAUUGCUGACUUGGAAGGUAAGCAGCUGAGCUUCUAAAUGCUCCGUUUUCAGCGCAAAGUGCACGCUCACUGAACAGGUUGUUAAACCAGCAACAUUCCACCACUGCACAUAACUAACUGCUUGGGUUUAUUGUUUACAAUCCAGUGCUAUUCACGUGUCCCUAGGCAGAUUAGAGUUACCUUUAAAGAUGAUAAGUGAUUUUUAAUUUUUUUUCUUGCACCCUCCUUUCAAUUUUUUUGUUUCUUUAAAAAAAAAGAGAGAGCGAUUAUGAUUUUUUUUCUAUGUCCAGGGGAAGAAAAUUAAAUUUGUAUGUAGAAUACUAUCUCCCUCUAGUGGCGAUGUGUGGCAUGUAGAAUACUAUCUCCCUCUAGUGAUGUGUGGCAUAUCCAUAUUUCUUAUUUGGAUGAUGUGAGAAUGCUCAAAAAAAGAGCCUUGGCUAAGAAUCAAGGUAACAGCAUCUUACAUAAUCUGUGUUGCAUUUGGGUGCAAAUAAAUACAACGUUUUGGCAUUACUUACACAAA